CCAUGGCAACCAGAGGACCCGGACCCGAACUACAGAGACCUGUUUGACUUUGAAGUCAUGGCAUGACAUAAAAAAGAGAAGAAGGAAGCAACGAUGCAACACUGUGCAUGCAAAUCACCGUAAAAAACAAUAAAAGAAGAAGAAGAGGAAGAGGAGGACUUGCCGCCUCUGGAACCUUCCAACAUCAUGAUGGAGUUGUCAUAUCAGUCCAUGAAAAUCGCUAAUCAAGUCCGGGAGGCGGAUGAUGUAAAGACUGAGAUGAGGAAGAAGAGUCUCCUCAUCCUCAUUCACCACCACCUGCUGGGACAAGGCUACAUGGACACAGCAGCAGUCUUGGACCAGGAGACGAGUGGGAGUCUCAGGAAGUUUGAUGUCUGCGACAACAUCGACCUGGAGAUGGUGCUGAUGGAGUUUGAGAGCUAUCAGUACGUCAAAUUCCAGAAAUAUCCCAAGCUUAUCAGAAAAACACUGGAACCAGACCGAUCCAGAAGUGGUGGAGUGAAACGGAGUCCCUGUUCAGCCUUGAGGCGUCUUCCCAAAAUCAACGCACCCCAGUCUGGAAGUGGAUCCAAAAAGACUGCAAUCAGUGAAAAUGUCUCAUCUGCUCCUCCAGAAAUGUCAGACUUUGGUCUCAACGUUACCUCCAUCAAAACUGGAACAACGGGGGAGGUCAACAUGGUUCAGGAACGUCUGCUGAAGCCCCUCAGUGGCUUAUCCGCCAUGGACGGUGAGAUGGCGGAACUGGCCGCAAUCAUCAGCAGGGACAUCUAUUUGCACAGCCCCAACGUGCACUGGAAGGACAUCAUCGGCCUGGAGGAUGCCAAGCGAUUAGUCAAAGAGGCCGUCGUCUAUCCCAUUAAGUAUCCUCAGCUGUUUACAGGCAUCCGCUCUCCGUGGAAGGGCCUGCUGCUCUACGGCCCCCCAGGUACAGGCAAGACCCUGCUGGCCAAGGCUGUGGCCACCGAGUGCAAGACGACCUUCUUCAACAUCUCUGCCUCAAGCAUCGUCAGCAAGUGGAGGGGAGACUCUGAGAAACUGGUCAGGGUCUUGUUUCUGCUGGCCAGAUACCACGCCCCAUCCACCAUCUUCCUGGACGAGCUGGAGUCAGUGAUAGGCCAGAGAGGAGCCGGCAUGGGAAAAGAACACGAGAGUAGCUACAGGAUGAAGACUGAGCUGCUGGUGCAGAUGGACGGACUGGUGAAAUCAGAGGACCUGGUGUUUGUUCUGGCUGCCUCCAACCUGCCGUGGGAACUGGACCACGCCAUGCUGCGGAGGUUAGAGAAGAGGAUUCUAGUGGGUCUUCCCACAUCUGGAGCUCGACGAGCCAUGAUCUCUCACUGGCUGCCUCCACUGAACUCCACACAAGGAGUGGAGCUACGGACAGAGUUGGACUAUGAAACCCUGGCAAAGAAUACGGAGGGUUACUCUGGCUCUGACAUCCAACUCGUGUGUAAAGAAGCUGCCAUGAGGCCAGUGCGCAAGAUUUUCGAUGUCCUGGAGUCACAUCAGCAUGAGACCACUGCCCUGCCCGACAUCAAGCUGGAGACUGUGACCACAGCAGACUUCUUAAACGUCAUCGCACACACCAAACCCUCAGCCCGGAACCUGAUGGACAAAUACACAGCAUGGGAGAGAGAGUAUGAGUCUGUCUGACACAGGAAU
This is a messenger RNA of Solea senegalensis (Senegalese sole), 1662 nucleotides long. RefSeq names its product katanin p60 subunit A-like 2 (gene katnal2). The transcript has 15 exons. Lineage: Eukaryota; Metazoa; Chordata; Actinopteri; Pleuronectiformes; Soleidae. The coding region runs from base 187 to 1653 and encodes 488 amino acids. The record is from RefSeq and is a predicted model, not a curated record. Gene Ontology annotation, molecular function: protein binding; ATP binding; ATP hydrolysis activity.